AUGGCUCAGCGUUAUUAUUUACUAAAUGGUUAUAAUGAUGUUAAUCUCCGGCGCACAUACAUUGCCUCUCUCCCAGAGGCACUACAACCUGAGCUCCACAGAAGCAUUGCUGCAACCAGAAGAGCAAUGAAUACCAUUACCAUCGGAGAAAUCCACCAGAUGACGCUGGCUUGUCUAGAUAAAAUAUGCGAACAACAGAAGUUAUUUAAAGACAUCAUUGACAACAGCAAAGCCUUGAAGAAUGUCUGCCAGAAGUCCCACCUUGCCAUCAAAUGCAAGGAAAAGAAUUGUGAAUGCAAGCCAAAGAAAAAAGGAUAUUACAAGAAACAUUCUUCUGGGUUCAAACCCCCUUUCAAGCAGAAAAGGGGAAGAAGAUCAGUCAAAUACUUUCGAAAGAGAAGAACAGGUACAAAGAAAUCUGAUAGGUGCUACAUCUGUGGCAAUCGAGGUCACUAUGCCAAGAACUGCCCUAAGAACCCCAAUAAGGCAGUUAAGCUUUUACAACAUAUACAGCAGGCUUCUCACAUCUCCCUGGAGCAUGAUGAUGUUGAAUCCCUGUUAUCUGAACAAGAUGAACUAGAUGAAGAUACAGUCUUUGCCCUCGGAGACGAUACUAGUUCAGAACAAGACCACUCUUUCUCUUUAGGAGAAUCAGGUUCAGAUACUGAAGCCCAUUACCCAUCUUAA
Molecule: messenger RNA, 687 nt
Organism: Hevea brasiliensis (rubber tree)
Lineage: Eukaryota; Viridiplantae; Streptophyta; Magnoliopsida; Malpighiales; Euphorbiaceae
Exons: 1
Coding region: 1-687 (228 amino acids)
Molecular function (GO): zinc ion binding; nucleic acid binding
Source: RefSeq, a predicted model, not a curated record